Penicillium odoratum is the source of this 933-nucleotide messenger RNA. Its product is annotated as AN1-type zinc finger protein. Lineage: Eukaryota; Fungi; Ascomycota; Eurotiomycetes; Eurotiales; Aspergillaceae. The transcript has a single exon. The record is from RefSeq and is a predicted model, not a curated record. Gene Ontology annotation, cellular component: cytoplasm. Gene Ontology annotation, molecular function: zinc ion binding. Bases 1 to 933 code for a protein of 310 amino acids.
AUGCCUCCAAUAACAAUAUCCAGAGGGACAACCCCCUCCGACGAAACAUUCACUCAAAUGGCCAACGAAGACCUAGAGUCAAUCGGCCGCCACUGCCAAUUCGAAUACUGCGGCCAACUCGACUUCCUCCCCUUCCGCUGCGAAUCCUGCAAAAGCACAUACUGCCUCGACCACCGUUCCGAAACAGCCCACAAAUGUCCCCGCGCAGGCGAAUGGGCCCGUCGCCGAAACGGCACAACCAACCAAGAGAACCGCACCGCACCAGUGAAACCCAACAUCCACAAUUCCACCCAGUGCUACCACGUUUCCUGCAAAACCCUAAUCAACACACUUAAAGAUCCAGCCGUCCGCUGCCCGAACUGUAACUACCAGUACUGUCUUAAACACCGCCUUCGGGAGGAGCACGAUUGCGCCAAGCUUACCCCGCUGGGUGCGCGGCAGGGGAACGGGGCUACGGCGAAUGAAACGAUUAAGUCUAUGUUUGCGCGCGUGCGUACCUGGGGCAAGGAUACACAGGCUGCAGGAGCGAAUCUGAUUCCGAAACCGAAGCCGAAAGCUAACAGUCCCGCGGCGAGGGCGGUGACUGUGAAUACGAUGAAGAGGUCUGCGAAAGGCGAGGCGAAUGUGCCUGUUGAUAAGAGGUUGUAUUUGCAUACUGUUGGGACGGCGGAUACGCAGGCUGCGGAGCCGCCGUCUGGGGAUUUCUAUUUUGAUUCGCGGUGGAAGGUUGGGAGGGUGCUUGAUGAUGUGGCGAAGAGGUUGCGGGUUGAGAACUUGAAUAAUCGGGUUGGAGGGGAGGAGGCGCGAUUGCGCCUGUUUCAUGUGGAGACUGGGGAGUUCUUGGACUUUUCGGAUUCCAUUGGUCUGAAGGUGAAUCAGGGGGAUACGGUGGUGUUGUUGCGAGGUGCUGGGGCGAUUUUGGAGAAGUCAUGA